Acanthoscelides obtectus is the source of this 1535-nucleotide messenger RNA. The record is from the annotation of a GenBank genome assembly. Lineage: Eukaryota; Metazoa; Arthropoda; Insecta; Coleoptera; Chrysomelidae.
CGACAUUAGUAAUAAGUUUGACACAGAUAACAGUGAGAGGUGUUUGAAGUAAAUUGAUAUUCUGAUAUUGAACGUGGAUGAUGAAAAAUGAAUUUAAUGAGGAUAUUGAGAGAGGUCCGAAAUGUGGAGUGCGACACGUACAGGUCUCCCUCAUAUUUCUUCUCAACUUCGUUGCAUACAGCAUGAGAGAUUCAGUGUCUAUAGCGAUAGUUGCUAUGACGGACAAUUCUACGACAACAAAUCCCAGUGUUCCGACAUAUAACUGGACCAACAAAAAUGUAGUAUUAUCGUCAUUUUUCUGGGGCUACAUAAUUCCGCAAGUGUUCAUGGCCGUAGUUAUGAAAAGAUACGGUACGAAGAGGAUUCUUAUCAUCAGCAUGACAAUCAAUUGCAUCAUAUGCAUUCUCACUCCUGUGACGGCUGAUACGUUUGGUUCGUACGGGAUGAUGGCCUGCCGUGCUCUACAGGGGUUUGCUCAAGCUGGUGUACUUCCAGCCCUAUACAGCGUCCUCUCCCAGUGGGCUCCACCGGCCGAGAGAUCCUUUCUUGGAGCACUUGGUGGUUCCGGUUCCCUUCUGGGCGUUAUAGUUACAAUGCCGGUCACAGGUUUUUUAUGUUCCUCCAGUUGGGGCUGGCCAUCCAGUUUUUAUUUCAACGGAGCUCUGGGUGUAAUGUGGUUGGCAUUGUGGAUAGUUCUCGCUGCUGAUACACCUUUUGACCACAAAUUCAUCUCGCAAGUGGAGAAGAAGUAUAUUGCUUCUUCUUUGGAUCACGAGGAAAACGCAAAAUAUAGGGCCACGCCUUGGACAAAAAUUCUUACGUCUUUACCGUUUCUUGGUAUUACGCUGGCCCAGUUUGGUUGCAGUUGGGGCGAUAAUAUUUCAUUCAUUGAAAUGCCGUCUUAUAUUAACAAAAUACUCAAGUACAAUAUCGAUGCAAAUGGUGUUGUUUCAUCACUCCCAUUUCUAGCUAAUUUCAUACUUGGAUUCAUUUUUGGGUAUGUUGCCGAUACUGUUAUUCGAAAAAGAAUAAUGAGCCUGGAGACAUGCAGAAAAGUAUUUGUUACCAUAUCUACAGUUGGACCAGCAAUAUGUUUGGUUUCUUUGAGUUUUCUACCAGAAAAUGCUACAAUCCUCUCUUGCGUGUUGAUGGUUCUCCACCAGUCAUUCAGCGCGGCAUACCAAGGUGGUAUCUCGAUGAGCUACCUGGACAUUUCACCAAAUUUUUGUGCGAUACUUAUGUCCAUCACCAAUGCUGUUUGUACCAUAUGCGACAUCGUAGUUCCGCUUUUGGUGCAGGUUAUAGUCACAGAUGAGUCUAACAAGAGUCAGUGGACGAUCAUCUUCCUGAUCGCUGCUGCAAUGUACAUAUUUGCAACUGUCGCAUUUGUCUUCCUGGGAUCCGGAAAGGUUCAGUCAUGGGAUGAUAUCACAGAUAAAAAGGCUGCAGUUGACAGUGACGAUACUGAAAAUUGUAAUACUGAUAUAAAUAAAUGAAAUUUUCAUUUGCGUUGUAUAUUCAGAUAUGGAUUCAAG